CCAAGCUGUUCAAUCAUCCACCAAUAGAAACAGAAUGAAGUCUGGCAGGCGGGCGCGCCCUCCCUUUGGUUGCUACUGAUUGCACACGAAGGAAAUGGAACCCUGCUCUCUGUCGGUUUGUGCCCACUCCGCAAAUCUUACCAUCGCAUCAGCCCUGGGUUUGUUUACACGCAAAACAAGCCGUUUUUGAUUGGAAUACGAUACGAAGAUCCAGGUCGUACAUUACUUUUCUACAAGAACAUUCCACUGCACAUUAUGCCAAAGCGCAUGGAGUAAUUCGGCGACGAUGGCUUCGUUGCGAAUGGUCGCCAAACUCCGGGCUGGAGUUUUUGGAUGUUUCGCCCACAAAACAAUCUGGCCCCGGAUUACAUUAGUGCAGAAGAACCCAGCAAGUCAUGUAGAGUGGAGCUGUCUCCCCCAAGUGGUCUUCUGCAGCACUCUAGCACCCCCCAAUGAUGUGUGGUUGCAGUAUAAACAUGGCCGACCGGUUCUGGCUGUUCCACUACCUUCCAGGCAGGAGAACUGUCUGUUCUUCCUUCGCCCUAUGUUAAUGACUGUAGGGGACCUCCUUCAUGACCUACAGAGGGAAGACCCUGGAGUCACCUCUGCCUCUGUGCUUACCACCGAAGGAGCACGGAUAGCCCACAGCACCUCCAUAGAUACUCUACUGCACAAAGACUUCCAGCUCCUCAUCAAUAGUGCUGUCUACACCAUUCACUCCCCUGAAAAAGAGGCGACUGGUGAUCAUGUGAUUAACGUGGAGGAUAUGAAGAACAUGGUACAUCUGCUCCACACUGCCCUACACCUGCCAGAACACCACCUGCAGAAGGAGAGAGAGCUGCUGGAGAGAAUGGACUGCCUCAAACAGGAGCUCUCACCUCUGGAACAGAUGAAGGGCCAGCUGGUGCGCAGCGCGGAGUUCCACUCCUCCAGGACCCUGUGGACCGGUCUGGCCCUGUUGUCUGUGCAGGGAGGGGCCCUGGCCUGGCUCACCUGGUGGGUGUAUUCCUGGGACGUCAUGGAGCCGGUUACAUACUUCCUUACCUACUCCACCAGCAUUGGGGUCUUUGCUUACUACGUCCUGACCAAACAGGACUACAUCUAUCCCGAUGCCAAAGACAGACAGUUCCUGCAUUACUUCCACAAAGGUGCCAAGAGGGAGCGCUUUGAUGUGCAGAAAUACAAUGAUCUGAGAGAGGAGUUGGCUUUGGUUGAGGAAGAUUUGAGACGUCUGAGGAAUCCAACCCAACUUCAGCUCCCUGUAGAACAGAUCCAGCCCAAGCCAUAGUGUUACGCAACCCUUUAAUCAGUGUCAAUCUAGAGGACUGGUGGACAUCCGCACAUAAUUUCUUCCCUUUUGUUUUGAUAAUGGUGCCUUUUUCUUACUAAUCCCGCAGAUCCUUUGCAUUUGUUCAGAUUGUUCGCAAUCUCUGAAGUGACACUACAGGAGUAGUGUGGAAUAACAAAUAUAUAAAUAAAUAUAAUUAGAAGCAUUU
Esox lucius (northern pike) is the source of this 1496-nucleotide messenger RNA. Its product is annotated as mitochondrial calcium uniporter dominant negative subunit beta. Gene Ontology annotation, cellular component: mitochondrial inner membrane; uniplex complex. The coding region runs from base 287 to 1288 and encodes 333 amino acids. Lineage: Eukaryota; Metazoa; Chordata; Actinopteri; Esociformes; Esocidae. Gene Ontology annotation, biological process: calcium import into the mitochondrion; mitochondrial calcium ion homeostasis. The record is from RefSeq and is a predicted model, not a curated record. The transcript is spliced from 8 exons. Gene Ontology annotation, molecular function: calcium channel inhibitor activity.